Molecule: messenger RNA, 5803 nt
Organism: Rubroshorea leprosula
Lineage: Eukaryota; Viridiplantae; Streptophyta; Magnoliopsida; Malvales; Dipterocarpaceae
Source: the annotation of a GenBank genome assembly
UUAAUCUCUACGCUUCUCUCUCUGUAAUUACUCAUCGAGAGCAUCCCUCUCUAGAAUAUUGAGUAUUGCUGACUUGAGCGUCGGAGUGUUUUCCCCGAGGAGACCACCUCGAGAUUUUCAGGUGUAGAAGCAGCCGAGGACUUCAACAGUGUUGGAUUGCGAAGCUGUCCAAACAUUUGGCGCCGUCUGUGGGAAGCGAACAAGAAGUUGUGUGACUUAACCAGCUAAGAAACAAGAUGGUCCAUACCUUUACAGGAGGUUGUCCUCCAAGAAACGAAAUGGACGAGCAGGAGGACGCUCAAGUAUCUGAGCCCGGCUUGAAUGACUUUAGGCCAAUGCCAAGAAACCUCUUCGUCGGGGGAGCAGAACAGGAUCACCUAAGCGAAACAGAUGAUGAUGAUGAAAGAACACCAACGGGGUAUGCAACCCAGCCUGAACAGUUCCAAGCUCCAACAGGAACAAGACCAAAACCUUCUAGACCAUACAAUUCACAGCAUGAACGACCUGAAAGGUCAACAGAACCUGCUCGGGCAACCGAGCUCGAAGAGAGAACCAGAAUUCUCGAAAUGGCAAUGGGUAAAAUCCUUGCCCCCCUGAUCCUUGACAACCCCCUAAUUCCCUUGUUGAACAGGGAUACACCACCAGCUACGGUUGUGGCAACUCGAAACUCCCCCGCUCUAAGCAACAUAGUAGUGCCAACCAAGCCAAGGGGAAGUGGGAAGCUAAAUAACGAGCCCAGCUCGUCCAAACAUAGUGAAGAGCUGAUGAGGAAAAAUGCAGAUCUGGAAAGGCAGCUAAGGGACGUGCAGAAAUCUAUAGACGAGCUGAAAAGCCCCAGAUCGCACCAGCAGACUCUCGAUUUGGAUACCAUCAUGAGAAUCCAGAAUGCCAAUGAUGCCAUGAUGUGCAAAGUGUUCACAGCAACACUCAAGUCGACAGCCAGGAGAUGGUAUCACAAACUCCCCAGACAUUCCAUAGACUCAUAUUCCCAGCUCGCCAAGCUAUUCUCCAACAAAUUUGCGAGCCAAAGGGAGAUUAAACGUACAGCGACCGAACUAAUGCAGGUUCAUCAGAAAGAGGGAGAAUCUUUGAGGGACUACAUGCAACGAUUUAACAAAGCUACUUUGGACAUUGAUAACGUCCCCGAUACCAUUUGCUUAUCUGCCCUGUUGCAUGGUCUGAAGCCUAGCCGGUUUUUGGACGACCUGUUGGAGAAUCCACCCAAAUCGUGGAAUGAAGUAAAUGACAAGUCGGCAAGCUUCAUAUUAUCAAAAGAUUUGCAAUCUUCUAAGAGACGAGCUGAUGACAGGCAAGGGAAAGAACCCAAGCAGCCUGAAAACAAAGAUGACAAGAAGAAACAGAAGGUUGGCAAGCAGAGAGGGAAGCCACCUUCCUAUCCAAAAUAUGACAGCUACAUCCCCCUGAGCUCGUCACGAUCCCAGAUAUUGGCGCAAAUACAACAUUGGGUCAAGAGACCCCCUCCGCAAACGCAUGAUUCUUCACGAGCUGAUAGAAGCAAAUACUGCGACUAUCACCGUGUCUACGGCCAUAACACAGAAGACUGUGAGAGUCUGAAAGACGAGCUUGAAUUCUUGGCUCGCAAUGGAAAAUUGGAGGGGUAUGUGCAGAAGCCUUUUGUUCGGCAACCCACCCAAACCCAGUUUGUACAAGAGUACGGCCGAUCUCAAACACCUGGUUAUCAGCUCGGUGGCAAUCCAAAUUCUUACCAGGCAGGUCCGUACUCAUCUGAGCCGAACAGAGCAUACAGGGAACGCCCGUUAAAUAGGCGUGGGCAAGGACAGAAAGCACCUGCACAGAAUCCAAAGGACCACAGAGGGGUUGGGUAUGGAGGAAUACCCCCUCAAUCUGGCACAAUCAAUAUGAUCUUUGGUGGUAUGCACUCAGGGGGCCAGAGUGCCCGAGCCCGCAAGGCAUAUGCCUGCCAGGUGAUGACAGUCAACAAAAACAGGUCCUUGAAGCGGCCGUUCAAGGAGGCAGAGUGGGAGAAUGCAGCUAUCACAUUCAGCCCGGCAGAUUAUAAGCGAGCAGACGGCGAUCCCAACGUUAUGAUGCCUCACGCAGAUCCAUUUGUCGCAACGGUCCAUAUAGGUAAUCAUAACGUCAACAAGGUCUUUAUUGAUACAGGACCCAUCUACGGGUUCGAUAACCAGCCCGUCCCGGUGGAAGGGGUCAUAACUCUACCCAUCUAUGUGGGCUCGGAACCACGCUUCAAGAUGGCCUCAGUCAGCUUCCUGGUCGUCAAAAUGGAGUCAACCUUCAACGCCAUAUUAGGAAGGGCUACUCUGUGCGAGCUGAAGGCUGUUAUUUCACAGCCCCAUCUCUGCAUGAAAUUCCCAACGCCUCAGGAGGUAGGGGUGCUAAGGGGGAAUCAGAAGAUGGCUAGGGCAUGUUAUCAAGAUACAUUUAAGAAGGUUGAGCUCGUUGUAGCCCCGAGAGGCUCUGAAAGUAGUAGACCGAAUCAGUCGGGUCAGGAGACAAUGAGCAUAUCGGACAUCGAGCAUAGACCUGAGGGUGUCGAGCAGAAAGUAGAGCCGGUAGAGUCGGUAGAAACAGUUCCUUUAAACCCUGAUGUGCUGGAAAGAACAGUCAAGAUCGGUACCAAGCUCACAAAGGAAGAACGAGCAGAGCUUCUGGAGUUUUUGAGGAUUAAUCAGGAUGUGUUUGCAUGGACUACGGAUGAAAUGCCUGGCAUUCCAACGGAGUUGACAGUCCACAAACUCAGCACGGACCCUACCAGAAGGCCAGUGGUUCAAAAACGUCGCCUUUUUGGCCCUGAGAAGCAAGUCGCCAUAGAUGAAGAGAUACAGAAGCUGUUACAGGCGGGCUUCAUCAGAAGAGUGGAGUACUCUCAAUGGGUGUCCAACACUGUGCUCGUCAAAAAGCCAAAUGGCAAGUGGAGGAUGUGCAUUGAUUUCACCAACCUCAAUGACGCGUGUCCAAAAGACCCUCAUCCUCUGCCGAAUGUCGAGAAGUUAGUAGAACGAGCAGCAGGACACGAACGGAUGAGCUUUCUUGAUGCCAGUUCGGGUUAUCAUCAGGUCCAACUGUUGUUAGACGACCAGGAGAAAACAACUUUUUACGCCGGUGACGCAAUCUACUGCUAUGUGAUAAUGCCAUUUGGCUUGAAGAACGUUGGUGCAACAUAUCAGAAACUGGUGCAAAUAGUUUUUAAGCUCCAGAUCGGCAGAAACAUAGAAGUAUAUGUGGAUGACAUGAUAGUCACCAGUGUACGAGCUGAAGAUCACAUAGGCGACCUGAGUGAGACCUUUCAAAACUUGCGCCGAGCUCAAAUGAAGCUAAAUCCCCUCAAAUGCACAUUUGCUGUAGAGUCAAGAAAAUUCCUAGGGUACGUGGUAUCCAAGAAAGGAAUUGAAGUAAAUUCGGAGAACGUUCAAGCCGUUCAGCAGAUGGAGCCACCCAAGACUGUCAAGGAUGUACAGCAAUUGACGGGCCGUGUAGCUGCGCUACAUAGCUUCAUAGCCAGGUCGGCGAAAAAAUGCCUCCCCUUCUUCAAGGCCCUGCAAGAGCCUAAGAACUUUCAAUGGACUGAUGAGUGUCAGAAGGCGUUUGACGAGCUCAAACAAUAUCUGGCAUCAGCACCCCUGCUGUCCAAGCCUGUAGAGGGGGAGAGUUUAUACUUAUACAUGGGGGUUACAAGAGAGGCAGUGAGCUCGGUCCUGCUCAGGGAAGAGAAUAAGAAUCAGAAGCCUAUCUGCUACGUAAGCAAGGUUUUGCAAGCUGCAGAGCAGAACUACCCAUUAGCAGAAAAGGCUGCCUUUGCCCUGGUUUACACAGCUCGCAAGUUGAGGGCUUACUUCCAAUCACGUCAGAUUGUUGUCUAUACCGACUUGCCAUUGAGAAAAAUACUACAGAAACCUGAACUCUCUGGCCAGGCCGUUGCAGACUUUCUGGUGGAAUGCAUCUCAGCAGCUAAGGAAGAAAAAACACCCGAACACCCAGCUUGGGUUUUGUAUGUUGAUGGAGCGGCUAACAUUGAAGGGUCGGGUGCUGGGGCUGUGUUAGUGAGCCCAGAUGGUUUUAAGUCUGAGCACACACUGAGGUUUAAGUUUCAGACGACUAAUAACGCUGCAGAAUAUGAAGCCCUCAUUUACGGACUGAAACUGGCGUCCGAGCUGAAGGUACAAAGCAGUCAGGUUUUCAGCGACUCUCAGCUCGUUGUGGGCCAGGUGAAUGGCAGUUGUGAAAUCAGGGAUCCCCAGCUCGGUCGUUAUGCCUCUGUGGUCAACAGAUUGAAAUCAGUAUUUGUCAUUUUCCAAAUUGAUAAAAUACCAAGAGCAGACAACCACCGAGCUGACGAGCUGUCGAAGUUGGCCUCCUCGCAGGACCUUAACCCUCACAGAUCGACAAUUAUCGAGGUACUCGACACACCAAGCUACAUUGACUUCACAGUUGAGUGUCAGCUGCUAAGCACAGACCCCUCUUCACCGAGCUGGACCACCCCGCUCAUAAGCUAUCUGCAAAAUGGCGAGCUACCCGAAGAUCCAUCCACUGUAAGAUUGAUUAAGCGCAGGGUGGCUCAUUUUACUCUGUUAGAAAAUCAGCUCUACAAACGAGCAGCCUCUAUGCCCCUAUUACGCUGCCUCACUCCUUAUGAAGCUGAAUAUGCUGUGAGGGAGGUUCAUGAAGGAGCAUGUGGCACACAUAUAGACGGUAGAAAUUUAGCUCAGAAACUCCUAAGGCAUAGAUAUUACUGGCCAACAAUGGUUGAGGACGCACAGAACUAUGUCAAAAAGUGCUUGACCUGCCAGUUCAACGCAGAUGAUAUUCACAUGCCAGGGGAAAUGCUCUCAUCACUCUCAUCUCCUUGGCCUUUUGCUCAAUGGGGAGUCGACCUGCUCGGCCCUUUUGUGAAAGGCAAAGGAGGAUGCACUUACCUUGUUGUCGCGGUGGAUUACUUCACCGAGUGGAUAGAAGCAAAACCAUUGUCCACGACAACAGAAAAGAAAAUAGAAGAAUUCUUGUUCAAUUCAAUAUUGUGCAGGUUCGGCAUAACCAAGCGUAUUAUCGCUGACAAUGGGCCACAGUUCCGAGCAGCAGCGCUGAGGUCGUUCUGUAACGACUAUGGCAUUGAGCUCUCCUUGACGUCUGUAUAUACUCCACAGUCAAACGGACAGGCCGAGUCCGCCAAUAAAAUUGUUUUGCGGGGCCUCAAGACGCAUGUUUUAGCUGCACAGUCUAAUUGGGUUGAUGAGCUCAAUAAAGUGCUUUGGUCAUGUCGCACCACGUCCAGCUCGGCUACAGGCGAAACCCCAUUUAGCCUGGCUUAUGGAGUUGAGGCCGUCAUCCCAGUAGAAGUCGAGCUGCCAUCUGAAGGAGUAGGUCGGCACAACGGACCUCAUAAUGAGCAGCUACUAAGAGAGAACCUAGAUCUGGUGGAGGAAGUCAGGGAAAUGUCUCGAAUAAGGAACAUGGCGCACCAGAGUCGCGUUGCAAAAUUCUAUAAUAAAAGAGUUCGAGCUCGCCAGUUUCAGGUCAGCAAUCUGGUUCUGCGCAAAGCUGGAUUAACUAAUACUUAUGCGCACAUGGGCAAGCUCGCCCCUAAUUGGAAAGGCCCUUAUAUGGUUAUUAAUAUUAAACGACCUGGGUGUUACCAAUUAACAGAUGUACAAGGUCGUCCAUUACCAUUCAUCUGGAACGUACACAACCUUAGAAAGUUUUACAGUUAACAUUUUGAUGUUGUUGUCUUAAUUCAAAUUAUCCUCAAUCAAAUGUAAAGAGCAAUGUAUAGAACAGUUCACAGCAAUAUACACAGAAAUCUGGA